Molecule: messenger RNA, 9390 nt
Organism: Mercenaria mercenaria
Lineage: Eukaryota; Metazoa; Mollusca; Bivalvia; Venerida; Veneridae
Exons: 12
Coding region: 39-1793 (584 amino acids)
Biological process (GO): transmembrane transport
Molecular function (GO): transmembrane transporter activity
Source: RefSeq, a predicted model, not a curated record
CGGUACAAUUGGCACUGGAUUUCGCGAGCAGCAAGAAGAUGGAAAUUAAAUGGAAAAAGCGGCUUUCUUAUAUAACACUCGGCUUAUUUUACUUUAUUGGUGGUGUAGAAUAUGCUGUAAUAUUACCAACACUAUGGUUGUAUUUGAAGACAGACUUUGGCGCUCAGGAAUACAUGCUGGGUCUUCUCCUAUCAGCAUACAGUUUUGCUGCAAUUAUAUCUGGUCCUGUUUUGGGCAGGUGGUCAGACAGAACCAGGAAACCAAAAAUUAUUCUUGCUGUAGGAACAGUAUUUCAAGUUGUGGGUAACAUAAUGUACUUCAUGGGUAUAUCAGUCUGGUUUCUUCUGGCGAGUCGCCUCGUAGCAGGUAUAGGAGGUGGUGCUGAGGCAGUGAUAAUGUCUGAGGUUACACGAUCGACAGAGGAGAGCAAGAGAACUGGAAUCAUAUCUAUACUCGUCGCUAUACGACAAACAGGACUUCUUGUUGGUCCAGGACUGAACUUGUUCCUCAGGAAAAUGAAUUUCUAUGUUGAUGGAUUUCAUGUGAACAAAUAUAAUGUUCCAGGGGCAUUUAUGGCAUGUGUGUGGACAAUACAAAUAUUCAUUUUAGCAUUCCUUUAUUCAGACCUUGAUAAACUUGUUAAAAAAGAAAAAUCUACUGGUUCACAAAGUCAAGGCCAAACUGCACGACCUCUGGAAGAUCAGUAUUCUAGUGCUUACAGAACUGAUUAUGAUGAAGAUAUAUAUAAAGAACUUGGAGCAGAUACGUGUGAUAGAAAAUCUAUAAAUAGCAACGCAAGUUCAAAAUCACCCUUUAAUGACCCUGAUGACCUGAUGGAAACAGCAGAAGAUUUUAUGACCGACAGUCGUAGAAGGUUUAGGUCGCUGACACCCAGUGGUAUUGGUAGCAGUAAAAAUGCAUUAAAUGGUGUAAUAGGUCAAAGAAGUGCUAGUGCAAAUGGUGUUGUUGCUAUGGAAACAGAUUAUGGAACAUUUGAAGGUAGCCUAACUACACCGGUAGAUGAAAAUCGCUGUCAUUUAGGCAGUCAAGAGUAUAUUAACAGUACAGAAGAUGGACUUGUUGAUUAUUUGGAAGGGAAAUCAAAAUUAAAGUUCAUUUACCAUGAGUAUGUACGAGAGGAGAUAGUGGCUGUUAUAGCUGUACAGUUCAAUAGUUACUUCAAUCAACUAGCAUUAGAGACAAUGGUAACACCAUUAACAUUAAAGCUGUUUAACUGGGGAGAACUUGAAAAUAGCAUCUUUUAUUGUAUAGCUGGUUGUGAGGUAAUUAUAGUGUUUGGACUAGUGACGUGGGUCAGUAAGAGACUAGAGGACAGGGUACUGCUGGUUAUUGGCACACUAACACUUGCUGCUGCUAACUCUUGGCUUAUAUAUGUAAUACCUGUCGCAUUUCAUGGUACCUAUGAUGAAAAUCUAUGGAAGUUUAUUAUAGGUUCAGCUUUAGAUUUGUUUGCUUUGCCAUUUCUUGUAUCGUCUAGUAUAUCAUUGUACUCAAAGAUAACCAGAAAGGAAACCCAGGGAUUGAGUAUGGGGUUGAGAAGAAGUGUUGUUGGUUUAGCUACAAUCCUUGCACCAUUGUGGGCAAGUUCCACAUUAACUAUGCCAUAUUUGAUGUUUGGUGCAAUGCUCGGUUUGUUAGGAAUUUCUUUGGUAAUGCUGGUGAUAUCCUACAGCAAACUACGGCCUAUCAGUGAAAUGCCGGUGAACAGAGCAGGUCUAAUAACAUCAUCAGAGAGUGACAGUGAUAUUGCUACCAGACCCCUGUUAUCUUGAUUGUUAUUUUCAUUUUAUAUAGGAAAUUUAAACCAGUAACUUAAUAUACUGUGAGCAUUAAAAAGUAAUUUACUUGCUUCUUAAGAUAGAACAUAAUGCUUUAUGAAUCUACAUUAUGCUUGUGUCCUUUUUUGCUAUAUUUAGGAAAGAAUACCAACCUAUAUAUUUUGGAAAGGUGUUUUAAAUUUUUUUCUAAAAUUGAUCAAAACAAAACUGGUUAUAGAGCUGACUACAAAAAAGAUGUAGAUCAAUAAAUUAAAAUGUCAGUCCUGUCAUCAAUUUUCAACAGGCUUACAGUUUUUAUUAGCUCACCUGUCACAAAGUGACAAGGUGAGCUUUUGUGAUCACGCGGUGUCCGUCGUCCGUCGUCCGUCCGUGCGUAUGUGCGUCCGUAAACUUUUGCUUGUGACCACUCUAGAGGUCACAUUUUUCAUGGGAUCUUUAUGAAAGUUGGUCAGAAUGUUCAUUUUGAUGAUAUCUAGGUCAAGUUCGAAACUGGGUCACGUGCCAUCAAAAACUAGGUCAGUAGGUCUAAAAAUAGAAAAACCUUGUGACCUCUCUAGAGGCCAUAUAUUUCAUAAGAUCUUCAUGAAAAUUGGUCAGAGUGUUCACCUUGAUGAUAUCUAGGUCAAGUUCGAAACUGGGUCACGUGGGUUCAAAAACUAGGUCAGUAGGUCUAAAAAUAGAAAAACCUUGUGACCUCUCUAGAGGCCAUAUUUUUCACGAGAUCUUCAUGAAUAUUGGUCAGAAUGUUUACCUUGAUGAUAUCUAGGUCAAGUUCGAAACUCGGUCACGUAGGGUCAAAAACUAGGUCAUUAGGUCUAAAAAUAGAAAAACCUUGUGACCUCUCUAGAGGCCAUAUUUCUCAAUGGAUCUUCAUGAAAAUUGGCCAGAAUGUUCACCUUGAUGAUAUCUAGCUCAAGUUCGAAACUGGGUCACGUGGGGUUAAAAACUAGGUCAGUAGAUCUAAAAAUAGAAAAACCUUGUGACCUCUCUAGAGGCCAUAUUUUUCAUGAGAUCUUCAUGAAUAUUGGUCAGAAUGUUCACUUUGAUGAUAUCUAGGUCAAGUUCGAAACUGGGUCAUGGGCGGUCAAAAACUAGGUCAGUAGAUCUAAAAAUAGAAAAACCUUGUGACCUCUCUAGAGGCCAUAUUUCUCAAUGGAUCUUCAUGAAAAUUGGUGAGAAUGUUCACCUUGAUGAUAUCUAGGUCAAAUUCGAAACUGGGUCACGUGCGGUCAAAAUUUAGGUCAGUAGGUCUAAAAAUAGGAAAACCUUGUGACCUCUCUAGAGGCGAUAUUUUUCAAUGGAUCUUCAUGAAAAUUGGUCAGAGUGUUUACCUUGAAGAUAUCUAGGCCAAGUUCGAAACUGGGUCACUUGGGGUUAAAAACUAGGUCAGUAGAUCUAAAAAUAGAAAAACCUUGUGACCUCUCUAGAGGCCAUAUUUUUCAUGAGAUCUUCAUGAAUAUUAGUCAGAAUGUUCACCUUGAUGAUAUCUAAGUCAAGUUCGAAACUGGGUCACGUGGGGUCAACAACUAGGUCAGUAGGUCUAAAAAUAGAAAAAACCUUGUGACCUCUCUAGAGGCCAUAUUUCUCAACGGAUGUUCAAGAAAAUUGGUGAGAAUGUUCAGCUUGAUGAUAUCUAGGUCAGAUUCGUAACUGGGUCAUGUGCGGUCAAAAACUAGGUCAGUAGGUCGAAAAAUAGAAAAACCUUGUGACCUCUCUAGAGGCCAUAUUUUUCACGAGAUCUUCAUGAAAAUUGGUGAGACUGUUCACCUUGAUGAUAUCUAGGUCAAGUUUAAAAGUGGGUCACGUGCCUUCAAAAACUAGGUCAUUAGGUCAAAUAAUAGAAAAACCUUGUGACCUCUCUAGAGGCCAUAUUUUUCAAUGGAUCUUCAUGAAAAUUGGUCAGAAUUUUUUUUCUUGAUGAUAUCUAGGUCACAUGUGCUCAAAAACUAGGUCACUGUGUCAAAUAAUAGAAAUAACGACGUCAUACUCAGUUCAACACUGGGUCAUGUGGGGAUAGGUGAGCGAUUCAGGAUCAUCAUGGUCCUCUUGUUGCAUUUAUCCACUGUCCUUCACUUUAACCUCCACCCUGCUAAAUUUCUAAAAUUGACUGGUCUGUCAUUGGUCUGUCAUUCAGUUUGGGCAAUACCAUUUAUUUUUCGGAGGGGUGUUUACUGAAAAUUUACAGACUGAAUAGGGAACAGUGUAGAAAUACUUUAAGUGAGCAUGUUGCAGAUUUAGAAGAGACUGGUUUGUUUCAGUUCUAUUGCCUUUUUAUAUGCCCGUCUUUGAAAGAGCGGGGUGGGGGGAAUUAUGUGAACACGUGGCUGCAGUGGGUGGGCGACGUCCAAAGCAUGUCCGCUCUCUUAAUGUCGAACAGUUUUGAUCGGAUCUUCACUAAACUUGCUGACAAUGUUUGUGGGCAUAAUAUCUCGGCCAAGUACGAUAACCAGCCAAAUCGCCUCAAGCACUCCUGGAUUAUGGCCCUUCAAUAAAUUACUCAGAAAAAAGAGAAUUCAGCCUUGUCCGUACUUUAAGUCAAACAGUUUUCAUCCAGUUUUCACCAAACUUGCUGACAAUGUUUGUGGGCCAAAUACGAUAACCAGGCAAAUCGGCUAAGGCACUUCGGAAUUAUGGCCCUUGAAUUACUCUAAAAUCUGUGAAUUUAGCCUUGUCCGCGCUUUAAGUCCAACAGUUUCCAUUGGAUCUUCACCAAACUUGCUGACAAUGUUUAUUGGCAUAAUAUCUCGGCCAAGUAUGAUAACCAGCGAAAUUGCCCAUGGCAUUUUUGGAUUAUAGCCCUUGAAUUACUCGAAAAAAUGCGAAUUUAGCCUUGUCCGCUUUCAAAGUUGAACAGUUUAUAUCCGAUCUUCACCUAACUUGCUGACAAUGUUUGUGGGCAUAAUAUCUCAGCCAAGUGUGUUAACUAGCCAAAUCGCCCCAGGCACUCUUGGAUUAUAGCCCUUGAAUUACUCAAAAAAGCUGAGAAUUUAGCCUUGUCUGCACUCUUAAGUUGAACAGUUUCCAUCCGAUCUUCACCAAACUUGCUGACAAUGUUUGUGGGCAUAAUAUCUUGGCCAAGUUAAAGUAUGAUAACCACUCAAAUUGCCCCAGGCACUCAUGGAUUAUGCUCCUUGAAUUAGGCCAAGUUCGAUGACGGCGUAUUUUGCAAGGUCUGGCAUUCUUGUUAACCCUCUGUCACUGCUCAAAUCAGGCUUAAAUUUUAUUUGAAAUAAUGUUAUGUCAAUAUUCUAUGACACAUUUUCCUCUAGCAAGGGUUACCCAUGAAAUGCAGUGCAACUUUUAGGGACAGGGAUCACCCCCAGCCUUGAUAAAAAUUGAUAAUUUGUUACAUAUAUUAUUCUUUUUCUACUGUUGAUUUAAUGAAACAUUGCCAUAGUUACCAUAAUGUCUUAGUAACUGUACUUGUAAUGUAGCAAUAGACAGUUGCAUAAAGUUUGGAAAUCUAAAAUAAACAAAUAUUUCUUUAAAGACUUGCAUUAUAUGUAAGUUGUGUUUAUAUUGUGUUAAAUUUUUAUUGGAUACAGUUAUGAUUCCAGUUUAUAUGAUGAAAGAGUGUUUCUUUAACAGCAUAUUAUAUGUACCUAUAUUAUCAAUUGUUACAAUUUGCACCUCAGUCCUUAGAUAUGUCAGCAUAGGACAACUUGUAAUAGGAUUUGAAAGCCAACAGGCUGGUUGUAUUAUUUCAGGUGACUGUAUUUAUAACAUUAUAUUGCAUUGUAGUGCUUUUAUUGCUUUAUUCUUGUGAUAGACAAAAUGUAUGAAAUACAUUAUUUAAUAUAAGUUUCUACUAUAUAGUUAUGUAAUUUAUGUAAAGAAAUGUUGCCAUUGUUGUGGGCAUUAUUCCAUGCAAAGUCAUAAAAUAUUAUCUAUAGCUUUUCACCUGCCACCGAAGGCAGAGUAAUAUUGUUUUGAGGUUGUCCAUUCAGCUGUUCUUCCAUCUGUGCACAUCUGUCCAUGUGUCUGUCUGAAAGUGAAAAUGAUGAUAAUUCAAAAAGUGAUUUUAGCUAGAAUAACCAAACUGAACAUAAUUAUUAAUUAGCACAUGACCUUUGCUCAUAUUUAGUAUUGCCCCCCUUGAUUUGGCAAAAUAAAAUUGAAACUGCUUAUAAUUCAAAAAGUAUCUUGGCUAGAAUCAUUAAAUCUUGCAAAAGUAUAAAUUAGCACAUGGCCUUUGCUCACAUUAUAGUGUUGUUCGCCUUGACACAGUAAAAGAAGACUUUUUCAUUUGAUUUGGGAUAGGGAUUUUGACUGAAUCUUAAAUAAUCUUUAGAUGGAUCUUUAUGAAAAUAUACACAAAUGAGGUUAACCAAAUGGGACCAUUUCGUCUAGCAUCAAUACCCCUUACUAGAAUGACUUGAUACUAAUGCAGAUGUAACCUGUGACCAUUCCUCAUCUUAAAACAUCACCUGACCUCAGUUUGACUUUGACCUUGACCUCAUUUUGGACUUAGGUUGCUUUAUAUGGGCUAUCUCUUGGUUAACCAAAUGGGACGGUUUUGUCUAGCAUCAAUACCCCUUACAAGAAUGAAUUAAUACUAAUACAGAUGUAAACUGUGACCAUUCCUCAUGUUCAAACAUCACCUGGCCUCAGUUUGACCUUGACCUUGACCUCGUUUUGGACUUGGAUGCAAAAUCUAUCAACAAGGAUGCCACUGGGAGCAUCGCGCAUUUAUUGAGCACAGCUCCUUGUUUUUGUUUGUUUGUUUGUAUGUUUGUUUGUAUGUUUUUUAUCUUGACUAUACUUCUGACUAUAUGAAGUAUAUGGAGAGCUAUCCUACUCACCCUGGCAUCAGUGUCCUUCCGCGUCCACACAUUGGUUAAAGUUUUGAUGCACUUAUCUUUUUUCUCUUUAUCUCUUUAAUUACUCAAUGUAUUUGCUUUAAACUUAAAAAAAGUUAUUCCUCAUCAUCACCCACAUCAUCUGGCACAAGGGUCAUAACUCUGACACCAAUAUUUAAUGAAUUAUCCUUUUUCACUUAGGUUAAAGUUUGGUGUACUUUCUAUCUCAGGUAUUACUGAAUUGAUUUAAUUCAAACUUAGAAUGAUUGUUACACAUCAUCACCCACAUCAUAUGACACAAUGUCCAUAACUCUGACACCAGUUUUUCAUGAAUUAUGUCCCUUUUUACUUAGAAUUGUAUGUUGAUUUUGAUGCAUUUUCACUAAAUCUAUGUUACUAUGUAAGGGAUUUGAUUCAAACUAAGAACAGUUUUUUGACAUCAUUACCCACAUCAUAUGACACAAGGUCCAUAUUUCUGUCACAAAUAUUUUAGUGAGUUGUGUCCUCUUUUAAUUAGAAUUUUAAUUUUGAUGUUUUUUCACUAUUUUCUGUUGUUAUCAAACUUCAAAUAUUGGUUGUUCCUAAUUGUCUCCCACAUCAUAUAUCACAAUGUUCAUGAUGCUGACACACAGAUCCACACAGAAGUAAUUAAACACUCAAGUGACAGCUCCAGCUUGCUCAGGUGUGCCCAGUUUUACUAUCCAGCAUCGAAAUAGUCGAAUGUUCGGUCUCCUAUGACAGCUGUUGUUGUAUUUGACAUGGUUUAUCUCACCAAAGCAUUACUGGAGUAUAAAUAGUUAUAUGAAGAGAACUGACAAGUUCAGUUAAUAGUAUGCAGUCUCAAGAAAAAUUUGGUUAUAUUAAACCACUAUCACUCAUUUCAUUCUGUUACACCUUGAAAUAUUUUUAAUAGCUACAUGUAGUUAACUUCUUUGAAGGAAAUUUAAUUUGUUAUAGGCAACAGGAUGAAAGAUAGGAACACAAGAAUCAUAACUCAUGAAUAUUGUUGAAGUGUAAUGUUCUGUCCGUUGAAGAUAUUUUGAUGUCAGUUGAUACAGAGAGUACUUGUACAACAUUUUCUAACAACUUCCUGUGGAAGAAAAACAACUAGAUUUUUUAGGACAUGAAUUUUUAGCUCACCUGAGCAUGAGGUACUCAAGGUGAGCUUUUGUGAUCGCCCAGUGUCCGUUGUCGUCCGUCCAUCCGUCCGUCCGUCAUCAGCAAUUUGACUGUUAACACUCUAGAGGUCAAAGUUUUGACCUAAUCGUGAUGAAACUUGGUCAGAAUGUUACCCUCAAUAAAAUCUUGAACGAAUUCGAUAUUGGGUCAUCUGAGGUCAAAAUCUAGGUCACCAGGUCAAAUCAAAGGAAAAACUUGUUAACACUCUAGAUGUCACAAUUUUGGCCCAAUCUUAAUGAAACUUGGUCAGAAUGUUACCCUCAAUAAAAUUGUGGACCAGUUUGAUAUUGGGUCAUCUGGGGUCAAAAACUAGGUCACCAGGUCAAAUCAGAGUAAAAGCUUGUUAACACAUUUAUGACUGUAUCUUCAUGAAACUUAAUCAGAAUGUUAUUCUUGUUGAUCUUUAGGUCAAGUUUGAAUGUAGGGUCAAAAACUAAUGGGGUCAAAUCAAAGGAAAAGCUAGUUAACACUUUAGAGGCUACAUUUAUGACCAUAUCUUAAUGAAACUUGGUCAGAAUGUUGAUCUUGAUGAUCUUUAGGUCAAUAGGUCAGGUGAGCGAUACAGGGCCUUCAUGGCCCUCUUGUUUAAAUAUAAAAUUACUUUGUGGGUGUAUCUUACGUGUAAUAGAAUUGAUAUACUGUAUAUUAUUGUAUACUUUACUAUAAAUAGUAACAAAAAAGUUGUUAAAAACAGUCACUAUGGCUUCUGUUGACAAAUCCAUAAUGGCAUAGUGUGCCUCACACACCAUAAUCAUAAUGGCCUCAGGUAACUGGAACAUCAGCUUGUUGUGUCACUGACAUCAUGUAGCAACGUCAUUAUGGCAGGUGAAAGGAUGCUCAGUCAUUUUCUGAUCAAGUGUCAAAUCUUGAUGGCACUGUUGAUGAAAAAGGCAAUAAAAAUGAUGUAUAAAUUUUUGGAAAAUAUGUUAAAUGAAAAUAAUAAAAUAAAUAUGAAGCAAAGGUAUAGAUUCUAUAAUAAAAGGUCAAUAAACGGCUGGUAUAAUGGCACACCUAGUUUUAUAAUGGCCUUACAUCACCUUCUAGAUAUGCAGGGUUUUUUUCAUAAUGCUUUUUAUGAUGCCGCUUUUUUCUAUCGACUUAAAUGUUUUAGGACUGAACAGAGUUACGAUUGUUGUUGAAAAGUUAUUAAAUGAGCCGCGCCAUGAGAAAACCAACAUAGUGGGUAUGCGACCAGCAUGGAUCCAGACCAGCCUGCGCAUCCGCGCAGUCUGGUCAGGAUCCAUGCUGUUCGCUUUUAAAGCCUAUUGGGAUUGGAGAAACUGUUAGUGAACAGCAUGGAUCUUGACCAGACUGUGCGGAUGCGCAGGCUGGUCUGGAUCCAUGCUGGUCGCAAAGCCACUAUGUUGGUUUUCCCAUGGCACGGCUCAAAUGAUGAUAGCUUACAUUUUCAGUUGUUUAAUAUUAAGGUUGAUCAUGGUUUUGAUAUUGUCUUGAAAAUAAGCAUAAUCAUUAAACAUAGAUUGUUGUUUUUCUUGUCAUGUUUAAAUUUGACAGUUAUACUAUCAUGUACUCUAUUUAUUAUUGAAUAGAAAUUAUAGUUUAUAUGAAUAAGUUGCCUGUGAUAUUAAAGUCAAUACUCGGUUUCAAAAAUA